Molecule: messenger RNA, 909 nt
Organism: Fonsecaea multimorphosa CBS 102226
Lineage: Eukaryota; Fungi; Ascomycota; Eurotiomycetes; Chaetothyriales; Herpotrichiellaceae
Exons: 1
Coding region: 1-909 (302 amino acids)
Source: RefSeq, a predicted model, not a curated record
AUGUCGUCGCCAACAGUCCAACUCUCCUUCACCCUCCGCACUUCGCCCAAUGUCCGCACUGUGCACUUGCUCGGCUCAUGGGACAACUACAAAUCCCAGCUUCCUUUGUCUUUGGUCAAAGAUCCUGCCGCCAAACCAGGUUCCUGGAAAGGCACCUUCCGUUUCCAAGGCUCGAAUGCUCUCAAGUUGGGCUCCCGCUACUGGUACUACUACAUCGUUGAUGGCUACCACGUCUCUCACGACCCGGCCAAGGAAUUUGUGACUGAGAAGACCACCGGCCGCAAGCUCAACAUCAUCGACGUUCCAGGAGGAGACAAGUCCAGCUCCAAACCAGCCCGACCGAGUGUCAACACCGAGGUGCCGACCUCGCGCCACAGCAGGGAGAUUCCACAGGGUCGUGCACUGAGCCCUGGCAAGAUCCAACAUCCAAAGCCCAGCAAGCCCUACGCGUCCCGUCAGUUACGCGAGGCCGACUAUGAGGUUUCGCCUGUGGACGACCUCGAGGAACGCUUCGCAAGCUACCACAUUGCUGACUCGUCGGCCUCGCCGUCCGAGUUGUCAGACGACAGCUCCUCGUCCGGUACUGCCUUCUCGCGCUCCUCUCCCUCCAGUCUAUCAAGUGUCAGCGACCACAGCUGCCGCUGCGAGCGUUAUGGAGUGACACGCUCCGGCCAACGGGUCAAACUCGACUGCGGCGGUAAGCGAUGUGGUGCAUGGAGCUCGAGUUCCUCUGAAUGCGAUUCGAACGACAGUUCCGAAGAGUCCAGCGAGGAUGAGCGAGACCGUCAUGCGAGGAUGCGCAAGGAGGCAGAGAAGAAAGGCGCACCGGCUGCAACUGCGACAAAGACAAAAUCCAGUGGCGGGGACGAGAGGAGGAAAACUGUUGUCGUGGAGAGGAGACGCAAGUAG